AUGUUUGCCGAUAUACUGAAAUGGCGAGUUCAUAAUCCUCCUCCGGCUAUGAUGAUGCUCAAAUCCGAUCAUCUAGGACGAACUCUGGAAUCCGGAUCUGGCCCGACUAGGACAAGAGACGAAAUACAACAUCUAUCUGGAUUGGGAUCUGGCACGACUACAACAGGAGACGGAAUACAACCUCUUUUUGGCUUAUUCAUUUACUUCUCAACUGGUGUCAGUUCUGGACACUUCUACUGA
Molecule: messenger RNA, 240 nt
Organism: Arabis nemorensis
Lineage: Eukaryota; Viridiplantae; Streptophyta; Magnoliopsida; Brassicales; Brassicaceae
Source: the annotation of a GenBank genome assembly